This is a messenger RNA of Aricia agestis (brown argus), 2397 nucleotides long. It is a transcript of the gene Cip4, whose product is annotated as formin-binding protein 1-like. Gene Ontology annotation, biological process: signal transduction. The record is from RefSeq and is a predicted model, not a curated record. Gene Ontology annotation, molecular function: protein binding. The transcript is spliced from 15 exons. Lineage: Eukaryota; Metazoa; Arthropoda; Insecta; Lepidoptera; Lycaenidae. The coding region runs from base 164 to 1966 and encodes 600 amino acids.
GUUGCGGCCAGUCGGCCAUGUUUAGUGUUUGAAAUGGUGGUAUUUGUACAUGUUUAGGUGAUAAAAACAAAUUGUGUGAAAAAAUUGUUAAGAAUAAAGUUCUCUAGUGAUAGUGUAUUAUUCAAUGUUUAUGUGAAAAUUUGGUUUACAUUUUGCCGCUAAAAUGAAUUGGGGAACGGAGCUUUGGGAUCAGUACGAUAACUUAGCCGCCCAUACACACAAAGGUAUCGAGUUCUUAGACAAAUACGGCAACUUCGUGAAGGAACGAUGUGCAAUAGAACUGGAAUACGCUGGAAAACUCAGAAGGCUUGUCAAAAACUAUCAACCAAAAAGAAAAGAAGAAGACGAAUACCAGUACACACCAUGCAAAGCAUUCAGGCUGCUACUGCAGGAGCUAAACGACUUCGCAGGCCAGAGAGAAGUCGUCGCGGAGAAUUUACAGUCAAACGUAGUCAGAGAGUUGCAUUUGCUCGCCAAGGAGUUACGUGAGGAAAGAAAGCAACACUUGAACGAGGGAGCGAAACAGAUGGCCGUCCUCAACUCGUCGAUAGCGGCGCUGGAGCGGGCGCGGCGGGCGUACGAGAGGGCGGCGAGGGAGUCGGAGCGGGCUUUGGACGCCUUCCAGAAGGCGGACGCGGAUUUCCAUUUAAGUCGAGCGGAGGUGGAGAAACAGAAGACGAACAUGAAACUCCGGAGUCAGGCGUGCGAGGACGCGAAACAGGAGUACAUGGACCAGCUGCGGAAGACGAACGAGGCGCAGCGGCAGCACUACGAGCAGCGCUUGCCACAUGUGUUUAAACAGCUGCAGGAUUUAGACGAGAAGCGGAUAAAGAACAUAAAAAACUUUAUGCUGAGCUCUGUGGACGUGGAGCGAAAGGUGUUCCCCAUCAUCAUGCAGUGUCUCAUCGGCAUGGAGAGCGCCGCCAACAAUAUCAACGAGAAAGAGGACACACAGCUAGUGAUAGAACGGUACAAGUCCGGUUUCGUCCCGCCGGAGGAUUUCCGCUUCGAGGCGGCGGCGGAGUGCGACGCGACGGACGGUACGCACGCGCCCGCACACGCGCCGCACACGGUACGCGGGACCGUCUCCGCCAAUAGGGUGAAGAAGCGCGGCGGCCUGCUGUCCAUAUUCAGCUCUAAUAAGAAGAUUAUUGAGGCGUGCAACUCUCUCAAGAACAACAUGUCCGUGGAUGGAAAGGAGGAUUAUUCAGAUCUGCCGCCGAACCAGAAGAAAAAGAGAUUGCAGGCUAAAAUAUCGGAGCUUAGUAAACAAGUUGCACAGGAGCAAGCGGCAAUGGAAGGCCUAAUGAAGAUGAAAGGCGUAUACGAGACAAACCCGUCGCUAGGCGACCCCAUGACAGUUGAAGGUCAACUAAACGAAUGUUGCGACAAGCUGAAGAAGCUCAAAGCGCAGCUACGCAAGUUCGAGGAUCUGCUCGCCGAAGCAAACAGUCAGGUGUGCGCGCCCGCGAUACACCCCGCGCGGACUAACGGCACCGCGCCCACGCAGGCUACUAGUAUCGGCUCCAACAGCGAAUCCCUGUCGCGGUCCGCGUCCGAAUCGUCCGUGAGCACGGGCACGGGCGCGCACCACGCCAACACGAGCGCGCGCGCUGCCGGCGGCUCCCCCGAGUCCGGCCUGGGCGGGGACCUCGCCGCCCACGCCGCUAACGGCGACCACGACGAUCACGAUGACCACGAUCACGACCACGACCACGAGUCAGAUUUUGAUUAUUACUACGAGCCGGAUCUCCAGCCGCUGGGGUAUUGCAAGGCGCUGUAUGCGUUUGAUGCAAACGGCACGGGUUCGACGAUGCGCAUGGAGUGCGGCGAGAAGCUGCUGGUGUUGGAGACGGACGCCGGCGACGGGUGGACGCGCGUGCGCCGCGCCGCCACGCGCGAGGAGGGCUUCGUGCCCACCACAUACAUCGCGACCACGCUCUACGCCGACGUGCGCGACCACUAGCCGAUAAUGUAUAUGUUUAGCGAAGAGCUGCGUCGCAGGUGAGGCUAGUCAGGCGGGUACGGUGGGCGCGGCGGGCCGGCAGGUCGGCGGGUCGACGAGCUCGGCAGGUCGGCGGGUCGGCCGUCGCCAGUGUCGUGACGGACCAUGUGCAAUGUUGAGCAGCACACUAUGUGGCCUAUAUAUUUACGUGUAUUUUUGCUAUAAUUUAUCGUAGGACGAGAGUUAGAAUUAUUUUUUUAUUAAGUGUCUUUUAUACUCUGCCUCGACGGUCAGACCCGAAAUCAUAAUAACAUUCCAUGAUCUUAUUUAUUGUGUAUAUUGUUGGUUAUGUGGCGUACAUAUUUUCAUGUAUUGUCGUGUGCCGUUAGUUGUUAAUUGUAUUUUUUGUAGGGGCACGUCGGCGUCGAAUUUUUAUUUUUUCUCUAUGGAUU